Molecule: messenger RNA, 3801 nt
Organism: Tachysurus fulvidraco (yellow catfish)
Lineage: Eukaryota; Metazoa; Chordata; Actinopteri; Siluriformes; Bagridae
Gene: csf2rb
Product: colony stimulating factor 2 receptor subunit beta
Exons: 14
Coding region: 766-2874 (702 amino acids)
Biological process (GO): cytokine-mediated signaling pathway; immunoglobulin mediated immune response
Cellular component (GO): external side of plasma membrane
Molecular function (GO): cytokine receptor activity; protein binding
Source: RefSeq, a predicted model, not a curated record
AGAAAGAAAGAAAGAAAGAAAGAAAGAAAGAAAGAAAGAAAGAAAAAUACGACCUCAAGGCUGUAUAGAAUAAGCUAUUUCAUAUUUGGGGAGGGGAUUAUACUGGUGCAGAUGAACUCAUGAGUUCAUCAUGUUGGCCCCCAUCUUAUUUGCUCAGUUCUCAGCACUGAGCUUGUCAUUUAAAAGGUGACGGGAAAAGACGUGAAGAAAGUGGACUAGUGCGUCAAGGUGUUUCCCCUGUCACGGUGUUCAUGCUUCACACCUAUUCAUCUACAUACUGCUAAAAAUACACCUUAACCCACAGUUUCAGACCUAAACGUACAUGAUGCACAAGUGCAUCUACUGUACAAAACGCGUUUUUUCGCUUGGUUUUUGCUUUUUUAUUCUCACUUUUUUCCGUCUCUGUUCUUCCCACCCGUGGCUAGACUUAGAAAGGGGAAAUCCUGUGAUCUCCUUUAAUUCCAGGAAGUCGCAAGACAUUUAACUGCGUCCCAUCUGGAGACUUUAUAGAAUUGUUUUGGAAUAUAUUUUGCACAGCAUCAGCAUGUAGGUCGCGUUUUAAUACCGACCGAACACCGUGGAUAAUGCGCGUGAAUGAAGCGGAGCACGUGCUGGAUUUACCGUUACCGCUACCGGUGGAAACAAAGAUGCAUGCACGCACACUCGUUCAUGAAGGAGGGAUGUUUACUGCACUUAUUCGUGUUCUCACAAAGGCCGUAAAAGUUUGAAAUUGUGUAGCCAGGGCUCUCUGAUACUCCAAAUACAAUGUUCCCCCUGAGAACGCUUCUUACUGCAGCACUGCCUUUGCUGGUCCUGAGUACCAAGCUUGAGCAGUGCUCAUUUAAAACCGUUGUUCAUUACAAUUCUCCUGUGCUGGAGUCGUUGCAGUGUUAUAAUGACUUUACCACUCAGAUGCGUUGUACCUGGGAGGAGGAACCACACACACACAUGCACAUGCCAAUCAGCGAUGGACAGUCGUGCGUUCCUGAUGGUCAAGGGGAGCUUCAGUCUAGUGGAAAACUCAGCCGGAGUUGUAUCUAUAAAAUGGAUUUUAGCAUGGGCAGCCAUGACCUCUUCUUCAACACAUCCUGCCCUUCUAAAGCGACAACAUAUAACAUAGCUGCAGAAGGCAAGGUUCUCUCCCCAACAAAUUUCUCUGAGAAAAAAGAUUUUGGUGGCAACCGACUGCUGAGUUGGAGCAGCCCGUAUCCUCCGUCAUCCCCUCUCACACAAAAUCUUACCUACCAGCUCACGUACAGAAGACAUCAACAUGACUGGAUUGUGAUAGAUAAUAUCAACGAUACAAUGUUUGUGAUCAAGAGUCAUGCACUCUUGCCCGCAUACUCAUAUGAAGCUAGGGUUCGAGUGCGGGGUCGUGUAGGCCGGUGGAGCGACUGGAGCCCCACAGUGUUCUGGAUAACCGAGGAAGAAGGCGUCAUUAACCUGCAGUGUGUAAUUAUGGAAGGAGGGGUGACAUGUAGUUGGCAGGUGAAAAAAAGGCAGGCCGAGUUCCUCUCGUAUCACCUGUGUGGUCACACUAAAGGAACAAGUGUGAAAUGCAACCACUGUAACCAUCAUGCUGAGCAUGCUCACUCUGGAGCCUUUCUAGAAUAUACAUGUUCACUGGAUAGCUCUGAACCUGAACUGCUGACUGUGGAGAUCAGAAGUUUACGAAAGGUCAAGAGCUUUAGUGACCCUGAAAACAUUCAACCACUACGACCAUCCAAAUUAUCAGUAUAUAAACAAGACGGUGUUUGGAAGCUGAAAUGGACCAGACCUGAUGUUUAUGAAUUACUCACUCUCUUCUAUCAGGUGUACUUUCGAAGCAAUGUCACAAAGGAUGAAGUGGAAUUCAAUCUUACUGAAGCAGAUCUCAGUACAAAUGUUCCCUCCUCCCUGUUGCCCUCUACAAGCUACAUGGCUAUGGUGAGAGCACAUCCAGGGAAUGUAUUUAGAGGUCGACCCUCUGACUGGUCUGAUCCUGUAUACUUCACCACUGAUCCAGGUGUAGCUCCCUGGAUGAACACCAUAAUUUACAUAUUGAUAGCUGCAUUAGUAGCCCUGCUUUUCAUCCUCCUGUAUAAUGCCCUUCCAGCCUGCCACAGGAGACUGGUACUGUGGAACAUUUCCAUUCCUUCUCCCAUUAACAGCAAAGUCCUAGGGGAAAUGAGCAGUAAGAACUUUCUUGCUUCAGAGACCAAUCCAUGCAAAGAGAAAACCUCUGUGUUUGUUAUCCAGACCUCAGAUAACCCUAUCAUCUAUAAGGGCAGUAUCUCUGAGUACCCACUCCUGAAAUGCAGCAAUGACAUUGACAUGGGCCUCAGCAAGAGUGAAUCAGAAUGGCCAAAAAGUUCUUUGUUCUUAGAUGGGAGCAGAAUGACAGACAAAUCUGGCGUAAGCUUUCUUGGCCCUUACAUCCUUUGCCGCGAGGACUCUUUAGUGCCAAGUGAAACUUCGGACUCGUCUGUGUCUCCCCUCUUAACUUUCGAUGAUGAUGGAAGAUACGUUUCUGAGCUCCCUAAAGAUUCUUUUCCAAUAAAAGGAGGCUAUGUUUUAUCCCCUGUCAAAAACCCAACUUCAGAAUGCUCCACCCCAAUCAAUAAUCAAGUUAGUGAGAACAGAGAGGCCAAGAAGUCCGAGCCCCCUGAUGAGGAUCCCCCGGCCUACACUUCAAGUCCAGUUGCGGUGUCCAGUGCCAUUUUUUCUUACCCUUCUGGAUACUGUCUGAUGCCCAACAUGGAGAGUGUUGCAACAUGGGUGUCUGCUUCUGUCCCUCCACCUGAGGGCUACACAGAGAGAAUGUUGCAUGAGAUUAAGGGAGAUUCAACUGAACGCAGCUAUGUGACACUUUCUCAGCGUGAACUAUUUCAGUAAUAAUGGCACAAAUGAAUAUACUAAGGCCAGAACUUAAUAGGUCAAGGCAACAAAUGAAUCUAGUAUCUUGUCUAUACAUUCUGCAAUUUUCUCAUUACUUAAUAUGUUGUGGGAACCUCAUACUUAGUAUUUGGCCCCUAGUUAACUUGCCUACUAGGUGCAUGAAUGAUGUAAAUGAAAGUCCUGACUCAUUUAAUAUUAGAAUUACAGCCAUAAAAUAAUCCAUUUGUUCAUACUGAUUUAAAACAUCUAAUAAGUCGUUUUAUAUUCUGCUGGGAGAAUGAAAUACCAAUGUAGUGGUAAAAAUGGUUAAUGAUUGGGCCGGAAUGGGUAAAAUUCUCUGAAGCUGAUGUGGACUAAUGGUAUAUCCCUAAAGCAUUCCUUGUGACUCCAGUUCCUGCAGCCACAACAAUCUAAAUCAACUUAAUUCUUUGUGCCUCGAUUAUUUUUCAUACUGUAGCUCUGACACAAGUUCUGUACUUUGUGGCAACAAAACUGAUCUUAAGAAACUUGCCUUAAUGGCUUUUAUAUGUGACCACUUGUUAUAAAAAUAACCACAAUGUCUUCUUUGUGUCUCAGUAUCUGUAUAUACAAAGCUAAUAUCUUUCUUUUCAAAACUGCUUCAAAUCCUGAAUCUUGGACUAAUUCAUGGGCCAAUAAUAUGAUAGAUGUUUGAUUAUUUAUGGAAAAAAAAUCUCAAAACAGCAACCUGUUGAAGUAGCUAUGAUUCUGUAUCAUGCCAUGCUGUCCAGCAGAUGGCAGUGCUGGUGGACUUUGUGAGCACAACAUGCACAACAUGUGAGCACAAGUUAUUCUCUGUCUAUGCAUUACUUUGCACAUGCUUACUAUACCUGUAACUGAAUGUAAGCUUUUUUUGUAACUGACUUAUAUUUGAGCAUAAUUAAUUAAAAUGCACAUUUAAUCCAA